UCGAAUACACACAGGUAAAGCCAUGUCAAUGGUAUUUAACAUGAUCAAAAUCGACUAUAACUGCAAUUUCAUCUCUAUUAAUUUCUGUGAUGCAUAUUAUUGUAACACCGCACCACACAUGUCAAUGUGACUUGUUAAAGGAAAAGCGAUUUUAUUUUGUGGGUUAGUCGUUUUUGUGUCCCAAUGUGUUUUUCCCCAUAAAAGUAUCUGAACCGUGUCAUUUACACCUCUUGUGAUCAUUAAUUUAUCAUUUCUACUUACAUAAAAAUGAUUCUCGUCGAUAUGUAUGAUAUGGCGGGCUGGUGGACCCUAAUAAUAGCCUUGCAGGCAGUAUUCAUCUCAACGUAUUAUUUGUGGUCCAAAAAAAAAUUAAAAGAAUACGAAUCGUUUGAUGAUACUCCUGUAGAAUGGCACCCAAAACCCUUAGUGGAAGACAAUGUGGUCGUAGAAGAACCUCCUUUGAUGGGUAAAAUUGAUGAAAAUGUGUUAAAUGUCGGAGCUACAAGCUUCCUUUGCAUGGAUAAGGAAGAAUCUAUAAUAGAAAGUGCCUUGAAGUCUAUGGCUAAGUAUGGGGUUGGUUCGUGCGGCCCGCGAGGUUUCUACGGCACUAUUGACGUUCACCUAGAGCUUGAGGAGCGGCUCGCCAACUUCUUGGAGGUGGAGGAGACAUGUGUGUACUCAUAUGGAUUCUCUACUAUAGCUAGUGCUAUCCCGUCGUAUGCCAAGAGAGGAGAUAUUGUGUUUGCAGAUGAAAAUGUGUGGUUCGCCAUCCAGAAAGGCCUGGAUGCCUCUCGUAGUAAAGUGUACUAUUUCAAACACAAUGACAUGGAGCAUCUUGAGCAAAUACUGACAGAGUGUGCAAAGAAGAAAGAGAUUAACCCUCGGAAAAGAUCAUUCCUGAUAGUUGAGGCUAUUUACUUUAACACAGGAGAGAUGUGUCCACUGAAGAGGGUGGUGGAAUUGGCCAGGAAGUUUAAAAUUAGGAUUAUUCUUGAUGAGAGCUUGAGUAUUGGGGUGCUAGGGAAGCAUGGCCGCGGUAUCACGGAGCACCUGAACAUCCCGCGCGACGAGAUCGACCUGAUCGUUGGCUCGCUGGAGCACUCUUUCGCCAGUGUGGGGGGCUUCUGCGCCGGUACGCAUUUUAUUGUGGAACAUCAGCGACUGUCUGGGUUGGGCUACUGUUUCAGUGCCUCGCUGCCUCCAAUGCUGACGCAGGCGUCGAUAUCCGCCUUGGACAUCAUCGAGGACAAGCCCUGCCUCAUCGAGGAGUUAAAUGAGAGCUCCAAGAAGCUCAGCAGAGCCCUCUCCCAACUGAAAAACUUCAAUGUACGAGGCGAUGAGUUGUCACCAAUCAAACAUGUCUACCUGAAGAAGGAUCUUACCGACCGCCUGAAGCACUCCUACCUCCGCAACAUCACCAACUACUGCCUCGAGAAAGGAGUGGCCAUGACAGUCGCUGCAUACCUCAGAGAUGUGGAACACAAUUGUCCAGAACCUUCCAUAAGAUUAGCUGCUAGUAGGAAGUUGAACGAUGAGAACAUUUACUUAGUGUGUUCACUUCUCGAGGAAGCUUAUGAGAUGGUGGGACCCAAGCCUGAUCUCCAGGUUUUGUGAAUGUAAUAAUUUUUUUUGUUGUAUGUUAAUGCUUGAGGGAUUGGUUAACUGCCAUUUUCGAUAAACGAUUCCAAUCGCUUUUUCGAUCUAUCGCAAAAAUGGACCAAUCAGAAUGAACUUUUUUUGACAUGCUUACAAAUGAGCUAUUUUGAUUGGUCCAUUCUCAGAAUCGGAUUGAAGUUUGAGUUUAGGAUUGUUUAUUGAAAACGGAUGUGAAUGGUGGAUAUGUAGUAAGAAUCGAGAUCAGUAAGUAAAGUGGCCUUCAAAUCAAUGUUGCAGGUUUAAAAACAAUUGUAUAAUGCCAAAUACUUUAUUAGUGUCGAUCUUAGUUAGGAAUGGAACGGUGUAAGAUGGAUAUCUUUAGGGUUGAAAGGGUGUUUGAAGUAUCAGGGUCGCUUUGAAGCAUCAGGGUGUGCGGCACACACCGCUGAUGCUUCAAAGCGAUUUGUGCAUUAUUUGUCAAAGAACAUUCACUUUAUCCAUCUGUAAGAACUUUAUUAUUGAAGAUAUGGAUUAAAUACAUAUUAAAAGUACAUUCCUUAAGGUUAGUUAAUACUGUAUCAAAUAAUUUUGACACAUAAUGCAAUAAAUAAAAAAUCGGAAAUAAUAAUUUACAAUAAAUAAGAUUAAGUGCCGACAAUAUAGUACAUAUAAAAUGUUAUGAUUAUUUUCAAUGUUAUUUUUGUGAAUCCUAUUUUUUUAUUCUUAGAUUUUAUUUAAGUAAGUAUUGCAUGCACUUUAAGCACUCGAAAUAAGUAAUUAAAUAAAAAAAUAGAUUAAUUUUAUUAAUGUCACAAUUGGAAAACCAUUGUUCGAGCCAAACAAAGCUUUGUUCCAAAUAUUUUUAUCAUACACCUAGCAAGCGUUUAUAUUAAUUGCAUUAAAUAAAGCCUUAACAAUAACAAUUCAUUAUUUAAAUACAUAGAACUCUCUUGAACCUGUGUUGAUGAUAAUGAACUACCUGUGUUUGUAUUCCCUGAGUGUUAUGACCUAAGGUUCUACUUCCAAAAACAAACGUCGAAACGUCGGUUCGAAACGAAGAAACGAUAAACUGCGGAUUUAACUUUGCUACCAAAUUACUUCGGAUCUGUCACCGUUCUGUAGCUUACCUUAGUGGUAAGAUCUAAAUCCCGUAUUUUUUCUUUUGUAGAAAGCAGUGGAAAUUGCCCUCGCAGAUUAAAAAAGGGAUAGCGAAACCCUAUAAGUUCUUACAAAUUCCAUGUCUGAAUUAUUGCGAUGAACGGAUCGAAUCCGUCGUAGUAAAAAAACAUGCAAUCCGUCAUCCGAAACUACGGAUUUCGUCUUUCGAAGUAGACCCUCUAUUCUUAUUCUAAUGAGGCUUAAAAAUAGUAUUGUCCCUACGGUAGGCAGGGGCUUGUCUGUGUCCCUUGCAUUGCUUGGCCAUGAGUAGCGGUGGCCGCUUACCGUCAAGCGUGCCGCUAGCUCGUGCCUAUGUUGGCAUAAUAAAAAAAAAAACAAGAAUAUAAAACGUAACUUCACGAGGUAAGAAAACCACUGGGCGCGCUACUUUAGCUUUUUCGUUUUAAAUUUAAUGUGUACAAGAAAUUAGUUCAAUAUUUUACCGGAACAUGGCCAAGUUUUUUAUUAUCCUAGCAGGUUAUACACAAAUAUCAAGUACCAAUACAAUAUAAUGUAUGGUUAUCAUAUAUGGUUUAUCACUAUGAAGGUGCUGAGAAGACUCUCAAUUGAAAAUUCUGAGUUUUCAGAUAUAAAAGUACAUAAUUUCCAGGGACCGUCGAAGGAACUAAAUUAAUACAAAAAAUAGACGGUAUAACGCUUUUCGAAUUCUCAUCUUAUUUCUGAGUUUAUUCUUAAUAAGAAUGGAUUGGUGUCUAUCUUAAAUCAUUGUACGAAAAUUUGUUCUCAGUGUUUCAUUCCAGAGUCGCAUUAAGGGGUCCUGAUUAAUAUAAAUUUUAUUUCAAACCUAAUAUUCAUCUUGGAAUUUUAGGUACAUAAUUUACUUGAGAAGGCAUUUUUAUGCGGUCAAGGGCCAAGUGAAAUUAUUUUUAAAGAUAAAAGCGAUAGAUAAAUCCAAAUUUAUUUGAAAGCUUUAUAUUUACGACAUGGGUUUCUACAUGCUGGCGUGGUCUUUUAGGUUUCUAAGAGUAAUUCUUAUAUCCUUUUAUUUUAUUGAGUACAAUACCUACUAAUACAAUAUUUUAAUUAUUUUUUUUUGUAUAUCUAAGUUCAUUUUAAACGUUUAUGUUAAACUUUACGGUAUUAUUUAAGUUUAAUUGCACCGUGCUUGUUAUUUUGUAAUAAAAUAUUGAAUUAUACAAUA
Molecule: messenger RNA, 3916 nt
Organism: Manduca sexta (tobacco hornworm)
Lineage: Eukaryota; Metazoa; Arthropoda; Insecta; Lepidoptera; Sphingidae
Gene: Spt-I
Product: serine palmitoyltransferase 1
Exons: 6
Coding region: 268-1614 (448 amino acids)
Biological process (GO): sphingosine biosynthetic process; ceramide biosynthetic process
Cellular component (GO): endoplasmic reticulum
Molecular function (GO): pyridoxal phosphate binding; serine C-palmitoyltransferase activity
Source: RefSeq, a predicted model, not a curated record